CUCAAUCCCAUUUAUUUCGUUCUUGAGUUUUGGAUGACGCGGAUGUCGGUGCGCUAUAAUCGCUGUUAUUACAAUCAACAACAAAAACAACAACAAAUAUUGAAAAUGAAAUGAGAAUGUAAAACACCCUUUUUAACAUUUGGAAAUGUAAACACUGUUUAAAAACCCUAAACUACUGCUAUUUAAAAUAAGUGAAUUUGUGAAUACUAUCGGCAAAUCAAAUCAAAAGAAAAAGUACAGUGAGAAUAAAGCAAUGAAAAAUAUUUUGAAAUCAAUGAGAGAAUAAAGAAAAAACCAACAAAGUUUUUUUUUAUGUAUUGAAAAAUUGCCGCUAAAUUGUGUAAGCAAAGCAAGAAAAAAAAAACAGCUGAAAAAUAUCUACCACAUGAGAAAAAUACAACUACAUAUGUGUGCGUGUGUAUAUGGCGAAUGCCAGCUGUGAAUACAAAAGGAAACUUGAAAAAGUAGAAAAAAAAACACCGAAAAUUCGCCGCAACAAAUAGGGCGAAUCUUAGCAACGACGACGUCCGUCAACAAGAGAGUCUCAAUGAAUAAGAGAGAGCGUCAUUUCAUAUGAUAUGCCAGAGAAAGAGUGAAAACAAAACGGAAAAAACGUCAUCUUGAAAUUAAUUGAGGUUCUUAUUUAAAAAGAAGAAAAAAACCAAGCCAUUCAAUUAAAUAAAAAAGUGAAAAUUUUCUAUGAAAGGAAAACAAAUAAAACCGUGAUUAAUUAUGCAGCGAAAGAAUUGGAAAAUAACAAAAUAAUACCAUUGAAAAUAGUAUGCAUAAAAUCAUUGAGUGUAAGGCAUAUUAUUAAAAUAAAAACACGUGGUUUUUCGUUGAAGAAAAUAUUUUUUAAUUUAUACGAAUAACACUCAACCACCGGACUUUUAUUCAUAGUUCAAUUCCCUGAUUUGUGGUGUUGUGGACAAGCAUAAAAUGUCUUCGAACGUUCCUAUUAAAACCGAGGAAGUGAUAUUGGAAAAUGUUGAAUAUCAAAGCACUGAAGAAUUGGAUGAAGAAUUGCAAUUACAAUUGGAAGAUUCCGGAGGUGAAUCGUAUAUAAUACAGGGCGAACAAUCAUAUGAACAUCAUCAUCAGAGUGGCGGUGGCAUGUCAUCACCAUCAUCUAAAAACUUAUCACGUCAACGUCACAACAGCAGCGGCAUCAGCAGCAGCAACAACAACAUGUCAUCUCAAGGCGGUACAAAAUUGGCAUGCGGUACUCUGCCACCCCCACCAUCGGUCAAUAAAACGACACUAGAGAACGAGAAGCGAAUACGUCGUGAAAUCGCCAACAGUAACGAACGAAGGCGUAUGCAAAGCAUCAAUGCUGGUUUUCAAAAUCUACGUUCACUAUUGCCAAAGCACGAAGGAGAAAAAUUGAGUAAGGCCGCUAUCCUACAACAAACGUCACAGUACAUCUGCGAGCUGGAAAAUCAGAAAACACAACUAUUGGCACAAAACAGCCAACUGAAACGUCAGUUGGGACAACAUGAAGCAACAGGUGGCAGCAACAAUGCCUCGGGCGGAAAUAACAUGGACAAUACAACAACAAAUCCAUCGACAGAAAAUAACCCCAACAUAGCCAUUAAAAAACGUAAACUAACCGAUAAUGUGGUGGCCAAUGCACAAACAAUAAGCGAUUCAUCGGAUGAAGGUCUCGGCUCGAUGUCACCCGAACCUAUGACCCUGUUAAAUGCUGCCGGUGGCGGUAGUGCUGCAGUGGUAGCUGCAGCAAAUGCAGCCGCCAAUGCAGCCAAUACAAAAGCUCAAAUCCUUUUAGCCCAAAAUGUCAAAGAGUUGACGGAGUUGAAGGAUCAAUUGUUUAAGGAGCGACGUCUGCGUACAAUGUUGGAGGAGGAACUGCAAAUGAUUAAGAGACAGUUGUAUUCGGUGGCAACAGCGCCGCAACCCAGCGCUGUAGUCGAAGCCGACGAAACAGAUGGCGCCACCACCUACAUUCCCCGCGAAGUGAUCGAACACACCGGUAAUUUGCUGCGCGGUGAAGAGUGCGAGGAGUUUUCAUAUGUCGAAAUAGACGAGCUGACGGGCCAACAACAGGUGGUUGUUUGCUCUAGCAUUGAAGAGUUAGAUAGCGAAACUGCUGCCGCCGAAAUCAUCACCGAAGAUCAUGUCCACGAGGAGGUGGUCUUGUCAUCAUCAUCCACAGAAUCCGAGCAAGAAGUUGCUGUUAAUGCCAUAGCCAAAGUAUAUGCCGAAGGUAGUACACCAACUCCCGCCAUGUUACAGCCAAUUCUGCAGGCUGCCAUUAAGGCAACACCCAAAGUGGAGGUGGAACGUAUAUCAGAUGCUGCCCUUAAAAAGGUGAAAACCGAGAAGAUUGAACAGACAAGUGGUUUGACACGUUCACGGCAAAAUCUCGAAACAAUUGUGGAGGCAAUACGCCAUCUGGAGGGUGAUCACCUCUUCACCGACAGCAAUGGAGAACAACACAAGGUGGUGCUACAAACCCAAGCAGUGCGAGGAGCAGGCGGCCAGGAAGUUCCUUUGGCCUUGACCACCAAACAACAUGUGGUGGCCCAACGUAAAACGUUGGCCGAGCUAAGGCCGUUUCUACAACUGAAGGGUGGUAGCAAGAUUUUGAUUGGCGGUGCCGGUGGCAGCACAGCACUCACCUUGACAAAAACAACAGUUCCCAGCAAAUUGGCAGCCACCUCCACAGGCAGCAGUAGCAGCAACAGCAGCAGUACGGUGGUAUCACAAAAUAUCACACCCACCGCCAUUUUCAAAGUUCAGACAAAUUCAUCAAAUGCCGCAGGCGGCACCACAACCAUAACACAUGGCUGUGCCACCACAACAACAUCAAGUGGUGGUGGUGGUGGAACAGGCUCCAUAACCACCACAGCACUGAAACAAUGUCGUCCCGGUGUUAUUGUGGCAAAGAAACUGUCUUGAUUUCGCGGCCAACAACAACAAAAGCAGCAGCAUGCAUUACACGAACAUGCAAAUGCCGAGGAUCAUAAUAAAGCCGAAAACGCAGUAGAAGAAGAUGAAGAAGAGGAGGAAGUAAUAAAAGGAAUUCAGUUAAAUAAUGCAUUGCAAAAGAAUAGUGAAAAGGAAGAUUUAGUUAAUAAAAUCCCCCAAUUGGUAGUAGAGGGACAUUAUGAUGAGAAUUUAACGACAAAUGAUGGAAUUAAUAUUGAAAAUGAUGAGAGCCAUGAUGAAGAUUACGACGACGAUGAUGAUGAUGAGAAUGACAAAACCCAACAACACGAAGUCAUGUAUAAAAUAGAUGAAAUCUUUGAAGAAAUUUUAAUUGAAGCAGAAGAUAUUGACACAUUGUCGUCGCCGUUGCCGUCGUCUUUGGCAAAACUGUUCAAAUCGAAUAAUGUAAACAAUUCUAAUUCUAAUAAUUGUAUGAAUCAUACAAUAUCAGCGACCACAAAAACAACACCAUCAGACAACAUACAACAACAAAUUGUAUCCAAUCAAAUCCUUACACUUUCUACAUCCCAUCCUUGUCCUCCUCCGCCUGCUUCUCAAGCCCCCAGCAUCAUCAACACCAGUAACACCAAACUGAUGAUGAUGACGAAGAAAUCUUUGAAGAAAACAACCAACAACAAUAAAUUAAAUACAAUACCAUGUAUUUUGAAACAAACAACAACGGCAAACACUACUCCUUUAAAAACUAAAUAUUGUAUGAGUAAUUCUAGUAGUUUAAAUAAAAAUAAUAAUAAUAAUAUUCAUAAGUUGUUUAAUAAUACAAAUAUUAAUAAUAAUAUUAAUAAUUAUUCUAGUUUUAAAAAUAAUUCUAAUAUUAAUAAAAAUAUUGAUAAUCUUAAGUUUAGUAUUAAUAAAAAUGUACAUUUUUUAAAUACUAUCGGAAAAAAUAAUAAUAAUAAUAACAACAACAACAAAAACUAUAGUAAUAAAUUUACAAAACCCAAUUCUAUUAUUGCAACACCAGCAGCAGCCACAGCAUACAAAAACAAAAUGAAAAUGAUGGCAGCAAAACCAUCUACAAUUAUUACAACUGCAACAAAAAAUUACAACAAAAACAAACAACAACAACAACAUCAGUCUGUUUCUUAAUAAUGAUGAACGAUUAUGUGCAUCUUCCCAUUGGCUUUUUAAUGAAUGGGACACGGACAACACACGUUUUAAACAAUUCCCAAAGCCAAGGGAUGUUCCAAAAGAAUUCUUAAAUUUGACCGUUUAAUUAAUUUAAAUUUCAAAAUCUCGCUUAAAUUUUUAUCAGGAUUUAGAUAAAACAAUUUUGUUACAUUUACUACACAGGUAUUUUUUUUUUCUAAUUUGAAAUCCAAAAAAUAAACAAAAACAUUCUGAUCUUUACAAAAAAUAAA
Molecule: messenger RNA, 4328 nt
Organism: Musca domestica (house fly)
Lineage: Eukaryota; Metazoa; Arthropoda; Insecta; Diptera; Muscidae
Gene: crp
Exons: 3
Coding region: 940-2919 (659 amino acids)
Biological process (GO): regulation of transcription by RNA polymerase II
Cellular component (GO): nucleus
Molecular function (GO): DNA-binding transcription factor activity, RNA polymerase II-specific; protein dimerization activity; RNA polymerase II cis-regulatory region sequence-specific DNA binding
Source: RefSeq, a predicted model, not a curated record